AUGAAGGCCACAGCCAUAUUCUACGUCCUUAUUGCCUCCAUUGCUGGCGUCAAUGCUGCUGCCAUUAAGGAGAGCCAGAACGCUCUCAAAACUGUUACCAAAUCGAGGCUCGCUGCUACUGUGACGGCACAUGCUGUGGCGGCUCUUGGUGCACCGAUACCGACGUUGGACUCUGCUGUAACGAUGGUCCAUGCUGAAAGAAACCUCGUUGGGGCGUGA
Messenger RNA from Colletotrichum spaethianum, 219 nucleotides. RefSeq lists its product as uncharacterized. The transcript is spliced from 2 exons. Bases 1 to 219 code for a protein of 72 amino acids. The record is from RefSeq and is a predicted model, not a curated record. Lineage: Eukaryota; Fungi; Ascomycota; Sordariomycetes; Glomerellales; Glomerellaceae.